Molecule: messenger RNA, 415 nt
Organism: Dermacentor silvarum
Lineage: Eukaryota; Metazoa; Arthropoda; Arachnida; Ixodida; Ixodidae
Product: putative phosphoenolpyruvate synthase
Exons: 4
Coding region: 21-341 (106 amino acids)
Biological process (GO): phosphorylation
Molecular function (GO): transferase activity, transferring phosphorus-containing groups
Source: RefSeq, a predicted model, not a curated record
CUUUCUUCGCAGGAAGCCCGAUGUCUCAGGGCGUCGUUGAAGGCAAAGCCCGGGUGGUGCCAUCGUUUGAAGAAGCCCACCUUAUACAGAAGGGCGAAAUACUGGUAACGACUGCAACCGACACCGGCUGGACGCCCUACUUCCCUCUGUUGGCCGGAGUCGUGACUGAAGUUGGCGGCCCGCUAUCUCACGGUGCCGUCGUCGCUAGAGAGUACGGGCUUCCAUGCGUCGUCGGGGUCGAAGGCAUCACCACGAUGCUUGACACCGGUGACUAUCUCCAGCUGGAUGGUAACAAAGGUUUACUGAGAAAAAUAACGAUCCCGGCAGCCGAAGAAGACUGACGAGGGUAUUUUUCAAGAAAAAAGAAUAAAUAUGUACAGUAGAAUGAGUACAAAUAAAGCAUGGGCGAAUGAUU